GGGCGCACAGACACACAGAUUUACAGAGAGCGAGACGGACAGACAUUUGAUAAUUUUGAAUUUUGAUCAGCAGUUUGGUCGGAUCUACCAUGUUGCCCGCAACCAAAACAAUAUCAUCUGAAAUGAGAAGAAAUAUUACCAAGGUUGGUCAGAGAGCAAUCUCCUCUGUUGUUCCUAAAUCUGAUAUAGAACUCAAGGAUUUCACAAUCAAGAAUGAACCUAUCCUCACCUACCUGCCGGGGAGCAAGGAGAGGGCGGAGAUCCAGGCUGCCCUGGACUCUCUCAAGGACGUGUGCGAGGAUAUUCCAAUCGUGAUCGGAGGCAAGGAGUACAGGACGGAUCAUGUUCAAUUCCAAGUCAUGCCCCAUGAUCAUCAGAAGAAGGUUGCCAAGUUCUACUGGGCGACCCCUGAGCUGAUCAAGAAGGCCAUCGACACAUCCCUGAAGGCUAAGGUGGAGUGGGAGAGGAUUCCAAUUGAUGAGAAGAUCUCAAUGUUCCUAAAGAUUUCGGAGGAUAUGGCGGGAAAAUACCGAGCUCAACUCAACGCGGCAACCAUGCUUGGUCAGGCUAAAACUGUUAUCCAGGCUGAAAUUGAUUCUGCAUGUGAGUUGGUCGACUUCUACAGGUUCAACACUUACUUCGCCAAGGAGCUGCACAGUUACCAACCCAUCAGUGAGGAUCCUAACACCACCCUCAACCUAAUGAGAUACAGACCUCUCGAAGGGUUCAUUGCAGCUGUUACGCCCUUCAACUUUACAGCUAUUGCCGGAAACCUGGCUUACACACCCUCAGUCAUGGGAAACGUAACUCUGUGGAAGCCUAGUGACACCGCUAUUGUGUCCAACUACCUGAUCUUCAAGAUCUUCAAGGAGGCUGGGUUCCCGGACGGAGUUGUCAACUUCCUUCCCUCCGACGGACCAGUAUUCGGCAACACUGUAACCUCACAUCCGGAGCUAGCAGCAAUAAAUUUCACUGGAUCCGUCCCAACCUUCCAAUGGUUAUGGAAAGCUGUUGGUCAGAAUAUUGAGAAGUAUACAGGGUUCCCUAAGCUGGUUGGAGAAUGCGGUGGCAAGAAUUAUCAUUUUGUUCAUCCAACAGCUGAAGUUAAAACUGUUGUUGCUUCAACUGUUAGAUCUGCUUUUGAAUAUCAGGAUGUUGAGUCCGUCAUGAACUCCAUUGGAACACAUACACCAUACGCUCUUACUGGAGCUAUGUAUUGCAAUGACCAAGAGUUCGCUAACCGAGCAGCGGAAACUCUGAAGCAAACGGCCGGAAACUUUUACGUCAACGAUAAAUCAACAGGAUCAGUCGUCGGCCAACAACCAUUCGGCGGUGCCAGACUUUCAGGAACCAAUGACAAGGCCGGUGGACCUCAUUAUAUGCUUCGCUGGGCCAGCGCUCAGGCCGUCAAACAAACCUUUGUUCCCUUGCACGAUGUCGGAUAUCCCUACAUGAAGAAGUAAACUGCAGUACAAAACCGGUUUUUGUUCCCUUGUACAGAACACGGAACAUGAAACCUAUUCCACAUGAAGCUUGAAAAAGAUCUUGAAUAUUUUUAUACGUUAUUUGUUUAUGCAGAAACAGAUCAAGAGUUUUUAAUUUCUAUUCCAAAUUAAAUCUACAUAUUUAAAUUUAGAUUCACACCAUUUUAGAAGCUUUGGCACUUCGGCAACAAAAUGACCAGAUCUAAACAUAAACCUCAUUGAUAAUGACGACCUUCAACCUUCGUGUUGUAAGAUCGCAAAAUGUUGGCUUUCAAUACUUUAAAUUCGGUUCCACUGUUAAAGUGCACCACACAUGUAUUAAGUAUUUGUCUGUUAUUAGUUAAACGAAUAAGAUAUUGACUUGUACCAAGUCAUAAUAAACCUUUUACCUAAA
Messenger RNA from Eurytemora carolleeae, 1878 nucleotides. RefSeq names its product delta-1-pyrroline-5-carboxylate dehydrogenase, mitochondrial (gene P5CDh1). NCBI's taxonomy places the organism in Eukaryota, Metazoa, Arthropoda, Copepoda, Calanoida, Temoridae. Gene Ontology annotation, cellular component: mitochondrial matrix. The record is from RefSeq and is a predicted model, not a curated record. Gene Ontology annotation, molecular function: L-glutamate gamma-semialdehyde dehydrogenase (NAD+) activity.